Glarea lozoyensis ATCC 20868 is the source of this 975-nucleotide messenger RNA. RefSeq names its product HMG-box. The record is from RefSeq and is a predicted model, not a curated record. Lineage: Eukaryota; Fungi; Ascomycota; Leotiomycetes; Helotiales; Helotiaceae. The coding region runs from base 1 to 975 and encodes 324 amino acids. The transcript has 3 exons.
AUGUUAUCCAGCAUCGGACGCGCCGCGAUUCGACGCACCGGAGCCAGAGCUUUAGCACCAACCGAUCCAGUUCGUCAGGGCAUCUGGCAGCUUAAACAAAAUGGUCAACCAGAAUUCAAAGCCCCGCUGUCUGCUCCAGCUUGCACCUUUCGAGCCUUUGCAACAGCUACAAAAAGUACUACCAAACCUGCAACCACGAAGGCCCAAAAGCCAUCUACAAAAGCCACCAAGGCGCCCGUGAAGAAGCCUAAAAAGAAGAUCGCGUCAAAGGCGAAGCCGAAACCAAAAGCAAAGCCAAAGGCCAAAAAGCCGGCCAAACAAAAGAAGAGAGGUCUCACCGACCUUCAAAAGAUUCACCUGGAGAGAAGGAAAAAGGCAACUCAACUGAUUGAAUUGAAAGCCCUCGCUCUCUCCGCCCCUAAGCCUUUACCACACACAGCUUGGCAGGUAUUUUUAACAGAAACCAAUACGCUUAAGGGACCCAGCACACUGGCGGAGCAAGGCGAAAAGAUGAAAAAUGCCGGUGUUAAGUUCAGGGACCUCUCACCUGCUGAAUUGGAGUUCUACAAUCAUAAAGCCAACGAAGCGAAAAGUGCUAAUUUGGUAGAAUACAAGAAAUGGGUCCAGAGCUUCACUCCAGAUCAGAUCAGAUUGGCGAAUAAUGCCCGCAGAAUGCUUAACAAGAGGAUUUCAAAGCCGACAAGGCUUGUGCUUAUACAUGACGAUAGAAUUCCAAAACGACCAGCAAACGCUAACGGGCUAUUUCUGAAGGACAGGUACGCUAGUGGAGAUUUCAAGGGCAUCCCUAUGGGUGAGUCGAUGAAACUUGUUAUGGCUGAAUGGGCUGCGCUUCCGCCGGCAGAGAAGAAGGUUUACGAGGACCGCCGAUCUGCUGAGAGUCAACGAUACCAGCAAGAGUUUAAGACGGUCUUCAACCAUGAACCCGGUCGCCCUGUGUCAAAAGCUACUGCUUAG